CUCUUGGCCACUGUUUGGUUUUUUUUUUCCUCUUCAGUGGCCCUAAUCCAGGGGUGCUUUUUCAGCCUUGUCUUUAUUUUCCGCGAUAUGAAAAGUGUUUGGACUUUGCGUUCCGCCUGACACCUCUCGGCCACUAUAUUAAUCCUCUUCUGUAUGAUACAGGCCAGUCUGGUAGUAAAAAUAUCUUCAUCUCGUGGCUUUUUUAAGUCAAUGAUUUUCGGAUGUUGAUUUCAUUUUUUUUUCUCAGAUACGACCCAUCAUUCGUCACUACGCCCCGCAGAAAUUUCGUUACUUUCCCCGAGGACAUCAGCAAAAAGUCUGAGUCCAAAAAGUGCAACAUUUGCAAUGGAGAUCAGUGUGGAGCAUGAUAAACGAACGGGAACAAGUCAAGUAGUCUCUGCAGCCACCGUUACGCCAGAAAACAUUGAGAAGAGAGGUUUAAAGGUGUUCGAUGACGGACGCAAAUCGAUUUACGCUUUAAACCCUGACGGAGAGUCAGAUUACCCUUGGGUCAAUAGUGAAAUGACAUCCCAACAAGCAGAAGAGCUUCUACGACAGGCAACAGAUGAGACUGUACCUCAUGAUCUGCAAUAUCAUCAGCCUGUCUACUCAGCUGCUUACCGUGGAACAAGCAGGCUCUCAAGACCAAAGACAUCAAAUGAAACACAGAACCAAAUUCUAACACCAUCCAGUCAUCUUACUCAAGAACAAAUAGAACCAAAAAUCCAUGGCCAAUCGCUCAGUGAAGAAGAAAUGCUAAAGUCAAACAACCACAUUCAAGGCUCAUCAAAUCCUCUUAUUCCACAGAGUUGUUCAGGCCUUGACGAAAAACACAUGAACAGUUCUACAAACAGUCUCGUCACAGUCAAAGUCAGUUCUGAAGAGAAACUGAAACCUCUGCAGCUUAUUUGUAAAGACAUAAAUGGCAGUAAGUCUUCAGAGAAUUUUGACUCUUCAAACAUUGUCAACGAUCAAAAAGGACGGCUGGAAUCUUCACCUGUCACAAUGAUUUUCAUGGGCUAUGAAAAUGCUUUGGAUGAGGACGAUGUCGACUUCCAAGCAGAACUGGUGACCGUAGGAUGCAGCGAUGAUGAGGAAGAAUUUGAUUACGAUGAAACGACAAACGAUGAGGAAUGCCUUUCAUACCACCCAGAAGGAUACAAGAGCAAAGUGUUUCAACCUGAAAAUGCCGACACGACAUGGAAUCAUUUAGGGCUCCUUAGGCCAACAUUUGUUCACAAGUCAGCAAAUAAACGACCAGUUUAAGAAGUAUGUAUGUUGGGGAAAAAACAUGAAUGAAAUUCAUUUAAAAAUUAAUGCCUGUGUCAUUUUUAAUUAACUAUCUCUGUGAUUCAUGCAGAAAAUCAUGAGAAUAAAAAAAAAAAAAACACUGCAGUGUGCACAUAAAACGUGUAGACCAUAAUAAUUUAUCCAGAUAGUAAUAACAGCUGUGUUGACAUUAGAAUUUCCACAUUUAAUUUCUGCAAGCAGCAUCUGCUUAAACUGAAGCUUUAUCCCCAAAAAAAAACAUCUAAAAAAAAAGUAUACUACUCAGCCAUUUGUUAUUACAUUCUUAAAUGUCCCAUUCAAAAACAAUCAUUUGAUGACUCAUGGGCCAUUUACAUGACACCGGCAACGGGGGUGACAACACAAAAACUUUUCCAGAGAGCCCUAUCAUUUACACGGCGACAACGUUGUGCUCAGAGGUGGGUAGUAACCGUUGUAAAUGUACUCCGUUACAUUUACUUAGUUUUUUUUUUUUUUUUAGGGCUGUCAAAAUUAUCGUGUUAAUGGGCGGUAAUUAAUUUUUUACAUUAAUCACGUUAAAAUAUUUGACGCAUUUAACGCACAUGCCCCGCUCAAACAGAUUAAAAUGACAGUACAGUGAAACGCUCAGUUGUUAAUUGUGUUUUAUGGAGUUUUGCCGCCCUCUGCUGGCGCUUGGGUGCGACUGAUUUUAUAGGCUUCAGCACCCAUGAGCAUUGUGUAAGUAAUUAUUGACAUCAACAAUGGCAGGCUACUAGUUUAUUUUUUGAUUGAAAAUUUUACAAAUUUUAUUUAAACGAAAACAUUAAGAGAGGUUUUAAUAUAAAAUUUCUAUUACUUGUACUAACAUUUUUCUUUUAAGAACUACAAGUCUUUCUGUCCAUGGAUCGGUUUAACAGAAUGUUAAUAAUGUUAAUGCCAUCUUGUUGAUUUAUUGUUAUAAUAAACAAAUACAGUCCUUAUGUACCGUAUGUUGAAUGUAUAUAUCCAUCUUGUGUCUUAUCUUUCCAUUCCAACAAUAAUUUACAGAAAAAUAUGGCAUAUUUUAUAGAUGGUUUGAA
Corythoichthys intestinalis (scribbled pipefish) is the source of this 2327-nucleotide messenger RNA. Its product is annotated as palmdelphin-like. Gene Ontology annotation, biological process: regulation of cell shape. Lineage: Eukaryota; Metazoa; Chordata; Actinopteri; Syngnathiformes; Syngnathidae. The coding region runs from base 346 to 1266 and encodes 306 amino acids. Gene Ontology annotation, cellular component: membrane; cytoplasm. The transcript has 2 exons. The record is from RefSeq and is a predicted model, not a curated record.